Tachysurus fulvidraco (yellow catfish) is the source of this 1765-nucleotide messenger RNA. It is a transcript of the gene msmo1, whose product is annotated as methylsterol monooxygenase 1. NCBI's taxonomy places the organism in Eukaryota, Metazoa, Chordata, Actinopteri, Siluriformes, Bagridae. The coding region runs from base 236 to 1117 and encodes 293 amino acids. The transcript is spliced from 6 exons. The record is from RefSeq and is a predicted model, not a curated record. Gene Ontology annotation, molecular function: C-4 methylsterol oxidase activity; iron ion binding. Gene Ontology annotation, biological process: sterol biosynthetic process.
AGCCGCGUCACGCUCCUUUAUCUAUCAGCCAAUCACAAAGGUUAAAACACAUACAUUAAACAAGCCCUGAACUCGUACACAGGUAGCGCGAGCACUGCGUUUGGAAGGUGAGUGAAAGAAAGGUAAUGACGCACGUGCGCAAGGAGCUAUAAACGGUCAUUCUUUCACCAGACCCCUUUUAUUCUCGUCUUCUGAAGCGAAUACAAGUUUUUGUUCGGUGAAGCUCGGUUGAAACAUGGGCAUGGAGAUGAACAGCUCGGCUGACGCCUUGUCCUCGGCGUACCUGGCUGUGGAGUUUGUGGACUCCUUGCUGCCUCAGAACCCACUCCAGGAGCCUGUGAUGGAGGCCUGGAACCACAUGCUGCAGAACUACAGCAAGUUCCAGAUUGCGACAUGGGGUUCGCUCGUCGUGCAUGAGCUGGUCUACUUCCUGUUCUGUCUGCCGGGCUUCCUGUUUCAGUUCAUACCGUUCAUGCAGAGAUACAAGAUUCAACAGGAUAAACCAGAGACGUGGGGGAAACAGUGGAAGUGCUUGAAGAUGCUGCUGUUUAAUCACUUCUGCAUCCAGCUGCCCCUAAUCUGUGGCACAUACUACUUCACCGAGUACUUUAACAUCCCUUACGACUGGGAGUCAAUGCCGCGCUGGCCGUAUCUGUUAGCUCAGUGUUUCGGCUGUGCCGUGAUCGAGGACACGUGGCACUACUUCCUGCACAGGGCUCUUCAUCACCGCAGGAUCUACAAAUACAUCCACAAAGUUCACCAUGAUUUUACAGCUCCAUUUGGAAUGCAGGCAGAAUACGCACACCCAUUAGAGACAAUAAUCCUGGGCGCUGGCUUCUUCAUUGGCAUCAUGGUCUUCUGUAAUCACAUGGCACUCUUAUGGGCUUGGGUCACCUUCCGACUGCUGGAGACCAUCGAUGUGCACAGUGGAUAUUAUAUCCCUCUGAACCCGCUGCACUUGAUCCCGUUCUACGCCGGUGCACGCUUCCAUGACUUCCACCACAUGAACUUCGUGGGCAAUUACGGCUCCACCUUCACCUGGUGGGACAGACUGUUCAACACCGACGACCAGUACAACAGCUACAUGCAGAAACAGAUGCUGAAGAAAAGCCAGUAACAACCACAAAACACACAUGUCUCAUGUUAAUAGUGUUAUACACUGGACUGGACAGAUGGCAACACCAGCGACUUGCACAGGUUUCACCACAGUGUGCCUUUAAGUUCUACACGAGAGCCGACACCAUGAACUGUUCAUGCUGUUGCUUUUAAAGACAAAAUCGAUCAGUAUUUCUAUUAGAUUUUGAUGACAGGCAUUUUAAUAUGUUUAUUUAAAAAAACAACAUGCGUGCAUUAUAUCCAUGUUGAAAAAAUAGCUUGUUGUGAUAAUCGGUAACAGAGACGUCACAUAACGACGUCAUCACUCAAAGCACUUUGGAUGAAAUGUUUUUUUGUUUUUUUCAUAUUUUUUUAAUAUGAAUUUUUUUCUGAGCUUCUGGUGAUACCAAGGAAUAAUGUUGUUUAAAAAUAAAAAGCAUAAACAUUUAUUAUAUUGUAUUAGAUUAUAUAUGAUUUAUAUAGGCAUAUGUGGCAGAAAGAAAGAAGGAAGGAAAGACCAAAUAAACUGGAAAAAACACUUGCUUUGGUGUCAUUUUGUCUAAAUGUGUUUAAGCAGCUUGCAGAUCAGCCAACUGUACACACUGCACAAAUGAAAGAAGAGGAUGUCAAUAAAUAUGGUCUUAAUAAACAGCGCAUGUCAUUUUCUUUA